AUGGCCUCAUCCGCCGCUUCGACCGUGACGAAGCCGUCCAAGCGCAAGUCCGCCGUCGCGCCCGCCGCCGAUGGCGUUGCCGUCGGUAAGCUGACGGCCGAUGCGCCGUCCGCCGAGAAGGACUUCUUCUGGACAUACACCGAGGAGCCGCACCGAACCCGCCGGCUGGCCAUCAUCAAGGCUCACCCCGAGGUCACAAAGCUCUGCGGGCCGGAGCCUCUGACAAAGUACGUCGUCGCCGGCGUCGUCGCGAUGCAGAUCUUCUGGGCCUGGUACCUCUGCGAGACGCCCUUCUUCUCCUGGAAGUUCUGGCUUGUCGCCUACGUUUUCGGUGCCACGGCCAACCAGAACCUCUUCCUCGCCAUCCACGAAAUCUCCCACAACCUCGCCUUCCGCUCGCCGCUCGCCAACCGCCUCUUCGCCAUCUUCGCCAACCUCCCCAUCGGUGCCCCCUACAGCGCCUCUUUCCGCCCCUACCACCUCACUCACCACAAGUCUCUGGGCGUUGACGGCCUGGACACCGACCUUCCCACCGCGCUCGAGGUCGUCUUCUUCGACUCCAUCCUCGGCAAGGCGUUCUUCUGCACCUUCCAGAUCUUCUUCUACGCCAUCCGCCCGACCCUCGUCUACAGCGUCGCCUUCACAUGGGUCCAUUACCUUAACAUUGCCGUCCAGCUCGCCUUCGACUACGCCCUCUACACCGCCUUUGGCGGCAACGCCAUCCUCUACCUCCUCCUCUCGUCCUUCCUCGCCGGCUCCCUGCACCCGCUCGCCGGCCACUUCAUCGCCGAGCACUACGUCUACGAGACCGUUCCUGCCGCCGCCCGCGACGCCGCCAACAACAUCCCCGUCCCGGAGACCUUCUCCUACUACGGCCCCCUCAACUUCCUCACAUACAACGUCGGCCUGCACAACGAGCACCACGACUUCCCCGCCGUCCCCUGGACCCGGCUGCCCAAGCUGCGCGAGGUCGCCAAGGAGUUCUACGAGGACCUGCCCCGCCACGAGAGCUGGACCUACGUCAUCUGGCGCUUCAUCCUCGACAAGAACGUCGGCAUCACCUCGCGCGUCAAGAGGAAGCAGGGUGGCCGCAUCGUCGGUGGCGGCGCAAAGUGGACGCGCGAGGAGAUUGAGGCCUGA
Molecule: messenger RNA, 1140 nt
Organism: Colletotrichum spaethianum
Lineage: Eukaryota; Fungi; Ascomycota; Sordariomycetes; Glomerellales; Glomerellaceae
Product: sphingolipid long chain base-responsive protein LSP1
Exons: 2
Coding region: 1-1140 (379 amino acids)
Biological process (GO): ceramide biosynthetic process
Cellular component (GO): membrane
Molecular function (GO): sphingolipid delta-4 desaturase activity
Source: RefSeq, a predicted model, not a curated record